Arabis nemorensis is the source of this 1512-nucleotide messenger RNA. NCBI's taxonomy places the organism in Eukaryota, Viridiplantae, Streptophyta, Magnoliopsida, Brassicales, Brassicaceae. The record is from the annotation of a GenBank genome assembly.
AUGGAGGUCCUUGCGAGUUCUUCUUUAUCCCCAAUUUUUACUAAGCACAAUCAUAUAAACCCUAAUUUCUCAAUCCAGGAGAAAUUGUGGGUAUCUCAAGCUAAGAACUUUAGAUAUGCUCGAAAUUGUAGAGACAAUUCAAGCUCGAGACUUGUGUUCGUCUGUAAUAGAUUUCUGUAUCUUCUCGAUAGAAAUGAUCAUAGGAAAUUUUCUGGGAAGGUUAUGAUGAAAUCUUCAGUCAAUUUCAGACAGAAUCUCUCCGUUGCUUUAGUUCGACUAGUCUCUGUUCUUCUUGUCUCUUCCAUUUCUGUUGUUACCACUGCUGAUUCACCAUCAUGGGGUCUUAGUGAAGAGAAUCUUCUAUUCUUAGAGGCUUGGAGAACAAUUGAUCGUGCUUAUAUCGAUAAAACCUUUAACGGACAAAGCUGGUUUCGUUACAGAGAGAAUGCUUUACGAAAUGAGCCGAUGAACACUCGAGAAGAGACUUACAUGGCUAUUAAGAAAAUGGUUGCAACACUAGAUGAUCCUUUUACUCGAUUCUUGGAGCCCGGAAAGUUUAAGAGUUUGCGGUCUGGAACUCAAGGAGCGGUCACGGGUGUUGGGUUAUCGAUAGGUUACCCCGCUGCAUCAAAUGAUUCACCCGGUGGGCUUGUUGUUAUAUCAGCUGCUCCAGGAGGUCCUGCAAAUAGGGCGGGAGUUUCUCCCGGAGAUGUUAUUCUAGGAAUUGACAAUACAACUACAGAAACUCUGACCAUUUACGAUGCUGCAGAGAUGUUGCAGGGACCUGAAGGAAGCGUAGUGGAGCUGGCAAUUCGCAGUGGACCUGAAACGAGAUUCUUAUCUUUGACGCGAGAGCGAGUUUCCGUGAAUCCAGUGAAGUCAAGAUUAUGUGAAAUUCCUGGUUCUGGGAGUAAUUCCCCUAAGAUUGGGUAUAUCAAGCUAACAACAUUCAAUCAAAAUGCUUCAGGUGCGGUAAAGGAAGCAAUUGAGACCUUGAGAGGCAACAAUGUAAAUGCAUUCGUCUUGGAUCUUCGAGAUAAUAGCGGAGGUUCUUUCCCUGAAGGAAUUGAGAUUGCUAAGAUUUGGUUAGAUAAAGGAGUGAUUGUGUAUAUUUGUGAUAGUCGUGGAGUUCGAGAUAUAUAUGAUACUGAUGGAAGCAAUGCUAUAGCAACCUCUGAGCCUCUUGCUGUUCUGGUUAACAAAGGCACCGCGAGUGCCAGCGAGAUAUUAGCGGGGGCCUUGAAAGAUAACAAACGGGCUCUGGUUUAUGGAGAACCGACUUACGGAAAAGGUAAGAUACAGUCGGUGUUUCAGCUCUCGGAUGGUUCGGGGUUAGCAGUAACAGUUGCUCGAUACGAAACACCAGCUCACACUGAUAUAGACAAGGUCGGUGUUACUCCUGAUCAUCCAUUGCCAAAGUCGUUUCCGAAAGAUGAAGAAGCGUUCUGUGGAUGCCUCAAGGAUCCUACCGCUGCUUGUUAUCUCAAUCAAGGCUUGCUUUUUUCUAAAUGA